AUGGCUUCUUCACCGGAGUUUAUAACCUGGAUGGUUGUGGGCCUGACUGAGUCUGUCACCAUAAUAGCUCUGAAUUCUUUGACAGUGAUUGCAUUUUUUAGAGACCGUAGUCUUCGUAAACGAUCCACUUACUUAGUGAUAAGAUUGGGAGUUGCAGACAUGUUUACCGGGGGAACUUCUCCACUCGACCUCUUCUAUAAUGUUGGGGAGAUGUGUAACUUCUGGAGACACAAAAGAGAGCAUUGGUAUCGGAUACCACAGGUCUUUCUCUUCUGGUUUCUCGUUUGUUCGUUUAUAAAUAUGACUGUUAUUUCUCUAGAACGCCUGAAUGCAACGUUUUGGCCCUUCAGACAUCGUACGAUCAAAAAGUCAGUCUACUGGGUUCUUAUCAUCUCCAUCUGGUUGACAGCACUACUCUUUUCAUGUACAUGUACGUUAAUAAUAGGUUAUUACUAUACACACAAACAGGGCUAUUAUUACUACGCCUGGGGUUCAUUCAUCUCAAUUUGUCUUGUGGUCAUUUGUGUUUCUUACGUUUCUAUUUUUGUCAAGCUUCGCUUUGGGAAUCAGCCUCGACACCAUGGCGCGGCAAAUAGGGAAAGGAAACUGACCGUUACGUUGUUCACUGUGACUUCUCUCUCUUUCCUAUUGUGGCUGCCUUAUGUGAUAACUACUUUUUUGUUUUUCGCCACCAACAUUCUAAGUUCGUUGUCUGAAAUAACGCUUUUCCGUUUGGAACUUGGUUCAGUCAUCUUGGUUUACGCAAACUGUUUUUCAAUUCCGAUAUUGUAUGCUAUGAGAAUGCCAGGUUUUAGGCGAGCUCUAAAGAUGCUAUGUCGCCAACGACCUCAGCCACACAGACAGGUUGAGAUCAUUCCCCUCAGUGAGAUUAACCCCCAAAUUUAGAUUUAACUGGUGUGGGAAAAAUUAACAUCCACAAAGGUUCUGUGAAAGUAGUUUUUGAUAGGAAGUGCUGUAAACUCUCCAAUCUCUUCAUUAAGUAACAAAAGGAAAAGAAAAAAGGAGGAAAAUUGAAUUAAUCAGAUUACGUUAAGGAUCAUUUAUUAUUAAACAUGGUUCCUUUGUACGUUUCAUGUGUCAGGUUUCAUUUUUAAAUUUUUUCAUUUGGGUUUGUUUGAUUAUCUACAUUACUUUAGGUUUAGGUUUAGUUUGCGUGUGUUUAAGAUGAGUUCACACUUUUUUCAGCCUUUUUUAGCACUUUGUUUCGCUUUGAUCGUCUCUAUCGCUUUGCCUUGAUUCGCUUCAUGUUUUGUAUAGAUUCUCUGGAUUCCGUUUUUGUCAAAGAAAUAAAUAUAAGCACGUUAGACAUUGUGACUACAAUUUCAAUCAUAAUGUGCAAUUUCAUAUUAUCCCACUGUGUAAAUAAACAUUCAGGUAGUAGUUUUUCAUAACAAAAUAGCUUAACGCUUUACAUCCUAAAAUCAAUUUGACAAGGAGAAUUUGUUAAACAAUUAAGGGUUCUUAAGUUGAUGAUCAUUUCCUUUAUUCUCGUGACCUUUUUGUUUUAUUCAGGGGUGAUACUGUAAGGAGAAAUUAGAGGUAAGUCAAUCUUAGAGUUCAAAGGGUUAACAGCUAAAGGAUUUGUAGAUGAGCUAGAUGACCACUCUUUAUCAAUUUGAAUAUACACAACAUCAAAAAAAAAAGAUUUAUCUUAAUUAGUAAUGGUAAUAGGACUGAGUGGAGUCCAAUUCGGUAUGCAAUCAUACUUUGUUAUCACGAGUGCCAUUACAGAUCAAAUUGGACUCCACGAAGUCCUAUUACCAAUUAAUUAUAAAAAUUACAAUUUGCAAGAAGAGAAAUAUAGCCAAAUUAUAAAAGAAAGAGAAAAUUUGCAUUAAAGACUGACAAAGGAAUUAGUGUUUCUAUGGUGAAUGAAACCGAGGCUGUAGUUGGUUGAUUUAAACUCAUCUUUGGAUGUGAUUGGUCGAUUUAAACUACAACUUUGGAUAUGAUUAGCUUAUCGAACUGUUCCAUAACAAACUUUCCGAUAACAACUUGGCAAGUAAAUUAAAAGAAAAAGUGUGAGUUUUUCAAACCAAUCACAAUCGAGGAAAUUGAAAUUUUUAUGAUGAAGACUGAUACUGUCAGCAUAAACGCAUAAUUUCAAGAUUAUUAACACUUAUGCAUGUAUGAAUUAAAAAAAAUAGGAAAUUGGUAGAUGUGUAUUAAAAAUAAACUGAUAUAAAUAAAAGUCGACGAAAAAAUAUGAAACAGGUUCUAUUUUCUCGCGCAAAGGGAUGCAAUUGUCGAGCUUCAGCAUUAAAGUCCUACACCCAGUAGAAGAGGGUGAAGUUUGCAUAUCUGUUUGAAUAGCUUUAUUUACCUCAAACUUAGGCAAUAAAAAAUGAGAGAAUAAGGAUCGGUAAACGAGGAACAGGGAAUAAAGAACGGGGAAUAGAGAAAGUGAACGGGGAACAGGAAACAGACAACAGCCAACAGACAACGGGGAUAUGAUGCUAUGUUUAAUGGAACAGCUCAUGCAUUGUGAGAUCAGGAUCGACAACAGAAUUGAGUUUAUCGCAGUCAGACAGUAACGUGUUUUUCAUUGACCAUCGGUAAAUUUGUGUAAAACCCUUCCCUUCUUUCAGCUUGUAGUCAACUAAAGCAAACACGACAACAAAGACCGGCAGAUUCCUGUAAUAAUAGGAUAAUUUAGCUUAUGGAAAUCGUCAUACGUAUGGGCCUGUUCCAUACAUGGGCCAAACUCAUCAAACACAAUCGCACACUACGGUACAGUUUCAGUAUAGCUGAUAAUAAUAGCAAAGAACUACAUGUCGAAGCCUCUCAUCAAGCUGCAUAGUUUCUUCUUCGAAAGUCUAUUACUUUUCCUUCAUUUCACAACCAGUAAUAUUUAAUCUCUGAUAUGCACAAGGGCAAAGCUUGCUCGUCGUAAUUCUGUCAUUCAUUAACCUCAUAAUCAAACGUGAAAUGCACUCACCUCCUGCAUUGACUUUACUACUUCCGCCAUCUUGGACGUCAGAGGGCGGACUGCGAUGAGCCCGCGACAAGAUUGCUUGCGGUGUAUGCCUUAAAGUUGGGUUAUGGAAAAAAAAAAAACCUGGGUUUUGUGGGAAAACAAACCUGGGUUUUGUGGAAAAACCUGAGUUCAGGGAAAAACUCGGAGGUUUUUGUGGUGAAAAAAACCUGGGUUUUGGAAAAAAAAAAUAUUAGUUUUGAAAAAUAAAACUUGAGUUUUACAAGGAAAGAUACGGUGACCGUUACGGGCCACCGUAAUCUUUUACCUUUGCCUCGAGGUUAUUCUUUUUGCCGUGAGUCUUUUUCUUUUACUGCGAGGUUAUUUCUUUUGCCGUGACAGUUGUGGGCCACCCUAUAUAUUAUUAAAUAAGAAACAAAGAAUACGUAUGAAGAAAGAUUAUUAUUCAGAUAACGAUCGACGUUUUCCAUGUUGAACGGUUGCGCACAGCUUCCAAAAUGUCAAUUUUGCAAACGCCAUGUUCGAUUCUGAGUUUUAUCGCCGGAGGAUUAUAAAGAAUCUGAGGAAGCUUUUAAGAAAGUGAGUUGAGAUACGGUAGGUUUUGAAGAUUAUUUUCUUGGCAAAGUUCAUCGGCACAAAUCGGCUCUUCGGAAAGGUGAGAGGUUUGGUCACUUCAGUCAAGUCACGUGAUGUCCUUCUUCACCCUCAGUCGUUUGUUUGUUUGUUCUUGUUCCUAUUUUGUAUUUCUUAAGUAAUUGCAAAGUUUUUUUUUCUUUUUAUGUCUCCUAAAGUACAUUAGAGAAGUGGAUUCCAGAAUUUCGUGUGCAAUGCAAGGCAAUUGAAUGUUAUUGUUAAUUUAUUGCGAAAACGCUACCACGUCUUUAAUUAGCACCAAGAAAACAUUGAAAUUAUAAUUUUAACUUGUUUAAUGCCACUUUUACCAGUAAUGAAAACAGAAAAACUGAAAUUAGAUUGAAUAGAAUUACAAAGACGGUAAGUUUUGAGUCGGUAAAUGUGGAUUCAGGAUUUUUUCUUCUUUUUUUUUUGUUUUUGUUUUUGUCUCGCUCGCGACAAGACGAAAAACAUCUCUGUUUCCUAAAAAGAAGUUAACAGAAUCAUGCAAAAUUCUUCAGAGCGUCUUUAUUGCUUCUUUCUAUGGAAAACUAGGGGAAAUCACUAAAGUGUAACCUAUCUGUCACCGAACUGAAUGGGUUCGACUAAUUUUAAACGACGCUAUUGCCUAGUCGAUCGAAGGGUAUGUUAGAGACAGAAAUUCUUAAUUCUUAAUUAUUAUUCAGCUCGCGAUCGACUUUUUUCUUAUUAAACAGCUGUGCACAGCUCAUAAAGUGCCAAUUUUGCCAUGCAGGCGCCUGGCGGGGAUGGCACGAUUCUGAGGACGCUUUUAAGAAAGUUAUUUGAGAUAAGGUAAGCUUUGAAGAUUAUUUUCUUAACAAAUUCCUCUUAAAUUAUUUUAAUGUUUCUAAAUUAAAAGAGAGUUCACCCUAAAUUUUAAGGUGAAUUUCUGAUGGAGGAGGGUUGUCCAAUACACUUUUACUUGGGUCGAUUCAUUUGAGGCUGUUUGAACUAUGAAAAUAACUUAAAACCUCACUCAAGAUUGAAGGAUAUCCAAUUUUUUUUAUGCGGAGAUCAAAACCUUCUGUGGCAUAAUUAUAUCAAAAAUGAAAAGGAAAACUACUCGAAAAAGCGGACUGAAUUAGCAGCUACAGCUGAUAUCUUCGGCCGAUCGAAGUAAAAUGUGUGUCAAAGAGAAAUAGGUUCAGAUAUUCGACACCUGUUUGUAUGAUACCACGACUGAAGGCAACAAAUGAUAACCAUUUUAUGUCAAAUUCGUUUGAUAUGCUCUACUUGUUAUUAGCCUAUGUUUUUUAGCAUGUAUCUUUUUCAUACUCCCACAUGCUCCAAUGAGAAUGUGUCACGAGAAUUCGGUAAUAACAAGACUUAGUCGGAGAGUAUUCAUGGACUCCCUAACAUUUUCCCUCCUUAUUUUUUUUAAAUUUAAUUCAAGACUCUUAUAAUUUGAAAAGAUAAAAAAAAAACCGUCUUCCGUGGCAGGAAUAUCUCAGAAAUGAAAAAGAAAAACUACUAAACAAGCGGAGUAAAUUGGCGAAUGCAGCAGAUAUCUUGGAUGGAAAAGAGUUUCAGAUAUAGAGUGUCAGUUUUCGAAACUCGCUUGACUUUAAGGUGAUGAAUGAUAUCCGUUUUGUAAAAAUUCCUUUGAUAUGCUUUUCUUGUUAUUAGCCCCUGUAAAAAAUAAAAAUAAAUAAAAAAACAUUUUUUUACGCCUACGUUCAUCUAUGGAGAUGCGCAUCUGUUGGAAAGCAAAAAUGAAUAGCCUUUUUUUCUUUCUAUUUUAGUUUUAUCAUUUACUCUCAAUUGGUAAAAGAGAAAGGGAAAAAUGAAAGAAGACUACUUCAAAUACAUUUUUCCAAAAAGAAAAUUAGAAAGGAGAACAAAACAAAAGCAAAUAUUAAACGCACAAGUAAAAGAAACGCGCUAGUACUGAGAACGUUCAAAUAUGAAAAUAACGACGACCGAGACUUGGAGGAAGCCCAUAAUCCAUUGCCAGCUUCAGAGUUAUGAGUUACGGAAAUCAACACGUCUGCAUCUGGCUGAGAAAACUAAUCAGUAAAUGAAAAAUGCGAAAUAAAGUGGUGCUGAUAUCUGGUAUGCAGAUCCAGGUGAAGUGGAAAAACAAACUAUUUGAACUUUUCUGCGGACCAGUUCUGAACUACGAUAGAAAUGCUGAUAAACAUGUUUACAAGAAUAAUAGUCACGAUGGCGAUGAUAUCUUUCACUAUGGAACUGGUAUUGAUUACAAAACAACUAUAAUAAUGAUAACAAAACAUGCGACAUAGAAACAAAAGGACAAAGGAACAUCUUUGAAGUGUUGGUGUUUUAUUUCCAACGCUUGUUAUCAAUUCUGUAUCCCAUCUGGAUAAAUUGUCAGUCUUCACUUCUAAAUUCAAGAUAAUUUGUGAAUAAUACAUGGCGGGCGCAGACAUAGGGUUUCUCUACGAGUCUUCAGCUCAAUGUCUCACGAGUUCGCGCUAGUUGAUCUCGAGAAGAGAAAUUCCAAAUCUACAAGGACCAUGUAUUACAUUUUUUUUUUCUUUUUUCAUAGUCUUUACCGGCAGGUUAAGUCGACUUUAUUGACGGAUAAAAAAAAAAUAGGAUCGACCAUCCAAGAAGAAAGUCGUAAAUUGCGUCGGCGAUAAGGCUAAAGCUGAGAAAAAGCGUUGAAACAUUGCAAAAACAAGCAAGAGGCGUAGAUUUCAAUUCACAUAAUUCUCUCUCUGGGAACCUUUGAGCCAUACCAAAUGAGCUGUCAUUCAUCUAAAUGGUCUAGGCCAAAUCUAAUUGGUUCACGCAUAUCAUGUUUGUAUGAAAUAUAUUGUGGUGCGUCGUCGAUGAGUAAAAGGCUAUGUCGCAUGUCUCGCACAGAAAGUAGCCAAUGAAUUUGAAAAAGUCUUAUUCCUGUAAUAAGCGGUCAAUUCCAUGCGACACGACAAAAUGAACAAAAGCAUAGAAAGGCAUUUUCCAAGCAGGAAUUAAAAAUAAAGCAAAAUAAAUUGAAAAAAUAAGAUCUAUCAACUACAAUUUUUUACUGAAAAAUAAUUAUUUCAAUUUGAGUAAGAGAAUAGGCGAACUUUGGGGUCAGAAUGUUAGUUUUCUUUUACAAUAAUGAGCCUACGCGAACGAAAAGUUACGGGCUCAAUAGUCACUGAUAUUUGACUCGUAAAAAGCGUUCAAAAUCUCUUUGAAACAGCCCAAAGCAGUGUGAUGGCUGUCUUAAGUAGCUAUACAAACUAGUUGCUCUGCACGACCAAUAGGGAAACAAAGGUCGUCUUCAUAUCGGAGAGGGUUUUUUUUUAAAGGACGUAGUUAACAUUUAAGAAAACGUACCGAAGGAGGGAUGUAAGACUAUGGGUAAACUUUGUUGUCUGAAAGGCUACCAAAAUAAAAUGUAGAGGUUACGUCAGACUAGUCUCUUUCGCACUAUAAAAGACAGGUUAGUAAUCUUUUCUCAAAUCAUUGCCGGAAAUUUCUAACAUUUCUCAACUAUUUGGAACAGAAAAAGACUUCUCCGAUGGCUUCUUCACCUGAGUGUAUAACCUGGAUGGUUGUGGGCCUGACUGAAUCUGUCGCCAUUAUAACACUGAAUUCUUUGACAGUGAUUGCAUUUUGUAGAGAUCGUAAUCUUCGUAAACGAUCCACAUACUUGGUGAUAAACUUAGCAGUUGCAGACAUGAUAUCCGGGGGAACUUCUACACUCGACCUCUUCUAUAAUGUUGGAGCGACAUGUAACUUCUGGAGGUACAAUACGCUGUCUUGGUAUCAGAUACCACAGGUCUUACAUCUCUGGUUUCCUAUUGUUUCGUUAACGAAUAUGACUGUUAUUUCUCUAGAACGCCUGAAUGCAACGUUUUGGCCCUUCAGACAUCGUACGAUCAAAAAUUCAGUCUACUGGGUUCUUAUCGUGGCUAUCUGGUUGACAGCACUACUCUUUUCAUUUGCGUUAAUAAUGAUUCAAUACUAUACACGUAAAUGGGACUAUUAUUACUACGCAUGGAGUUCAUUCAUCUUCAUUUGUCUUUUGGUUAUUUGUGUCUCUUACGUUUUUAUUUUUGUCAAGCUUCGCUUUGGAAAUCAGCCUCGACACCAUGGCGCGGCAAAUAGGGAAAGGAAACUGACCGUUACUUUGUUCACCGUGACUUCUCUCUCUCUCCUAUUGUGGCUGCCUUAUGUUAUAACUAGUUCUCUUUAUUUUGCUACUGACAUUUUCAGUUCUUUGUCUGAAAUAGCGCUUUUCCGUUUGCAAGGUGGUUCAAUUGUCUUGCUUUACGCAAACUCUUUUUUGAAUCCGAUAUUGUAUUCUAUGAGAAUACCAGAUUUUAGGCGAGCUUUAAAGAUGUUAUGUCGCCAACGACCACACAGACGGGUUCAGAUCUUUCCCUUCCGGGAGAUUAACCCACAAAAUUGA
Messenger RNA from Pocillopora meandrina, 7958 nucleotides. Lineage: Eukaryota; Metazoa; Cnidaria; Anthozoa; Scleractinia; Pocilloporidae. The record is from the annotation of a GenBank genome assembly.